Molecule: messenger RNA, 2171 nt
Organism: Hyla sarda
Lineage: Eukaryota; Metazoa; Chordata; Amphibia; Anura; Hylidae
Gene: TSN
Product: translin
Exons: 7
Coding region: 92-853 (253 amino acids)
Biological process (GO): RNA metabolic process
Cellular component (GO): nucleus; cytoplasm
Molecular function (GO): sequence-specific DNA binding; RNA binding; single-stranded DNA binding
Source: RefSeq, a predicted model, not a curated record
UGAGGUCGCCCUGUGAGCCGCUGACAGCGACCAAUCACAUUGUUCGGUCUCCUGUGACGUCACGUCGGCGCUGGCAGUGUCGGGAGUAACAAUGUCUGUGGUGGAUCAGUUUAUGGAGCUCCAGGGCGGUCUGAGCGCCGACCAGGAUGUCCGUGAGGACAUCAGGAAAGUGGUUCAGACCUUGGAGCAGGAGGCGCGGGAAAUCCUCAUCCUCCUGCACAGCGUCCACCAUGACACCGGAUUAAACUCCAUUCCUGAAAAGAGCGCCAACGUUCCUGAACACUUCCCCGCCGUCCAGAGCGAGCUGGCUGCACCGCGAAGUAAAGCUACAUUUUCUGAAAAGUGCGCCAAAGUUCGUGAACACUUCCCCACCAUCCGGGCCCAGAUGGCUACACUGGCCACGAAGUUCCCUGCAGAUCAGUACUACAGGUAUCACGAUCAGUGGCGUUUCGUUCUGCAGCGUCUGGUCUUUCAGGCGGCGUUUCUGGUAUAUUUGGAGAAGGAGCAGCUGGUGACCCGAGAUGCCGUCGCUGAGAUUUUGGGAAUUGAAAGUGAACGGGAGAAAGGGUUUCACCUGGACAUUGAGGAUUAUCUGUCUGGGGUGCUGAACCUGGCCAGCGAGCUGUCCAGGCUGGCGGUGAACAGUGUGACCGCGGGGGACUACACCAGGCCUCUCCGUAUCUCCGCCUUCAUUAACGAGUUGGAUUUCGGAUUUAGACUUCUCAACCUUAAGAAUGAUUCCCUGAGGAAGCGCUACGAUGGCCUGAAGUACGACGUGAAGAAGAUCGAGGAGGUGGUGUACGACCUGUCCAUCCGGGGGCUCAGCAAGGGGCAGUCCUCAGAGAAGUCCUAGACCCGGAGCCCCUGGUGUCACUAUCUGCAGGGGAGAGGUUAUUCCCCCCCCCCCUUUCUGCACUGCCUCCACUUUGUUCUACUUCUGUAUAUGUCAUCUGUGUAGGGCAGUGAUUCCCAACGAGGGUGCCUCCAGCUGUUGCAAUACUACAACUCCCAGCAUGCCCAGACAGCCAAAAGCUGUCCAGGCAUGCUGGGAGUUUUAGUUUUGCAACAGCUGGAGGCUCCCUGGUUGGGAAACAAUGGUGUAGGGGAUUUUUCAGCACAACUUGUAUAAAAAUCACUGCAGCUUGGAUAAAGGUGAGGAGUAAAGACGUUCUCAUACUCAUCGGAUAUCUAGGGUUUUGGCCGGAGGGAUUCACAUGGAUGUUUUCUAUUAGAAUUCGGUAACAUAACUAAAUUAAAAUGUGAACCACUUUGUAUUACUUAUCCAGAGUUAUAUCCUGUAUUAUACCCCAGAGCUGUACUCACUAUUCUGCUGGUGAGGUCACUGUGUACAUACAUUACCUUACUUAUCCUGUACUGAUCCUGAGUUAUAUCCUGUAUUAUACUCCAGACCUGUACUCACUAUUCUGCUGGUGAGGUCACUGUGUACAUACAUUACAUUACUUAUCCUGUACUGAUCCUGAGUUAUAUCCUGUAUUAUACUCCAGAGCUGUACUCACUAUUCUGCUGGUGAGGUCACUGUGUACAUACAUUACCUUACUUAUCCUGUACUGAUCCUGAGUUAUAUCCUGUAUUAUACUCCAGAGCUGUACUCACUAUUCUGCUGGUGAGGUUACUGUGUCCAUACAUUACAUUACUUAUCCUGUACUGAUCCUGAGUUAUAUCCUGUAUUAUACUCCAGAGCUGUACUCUCUAUUCUGCUGGUGAGGUCACUGUGUACAUACAUUACAUUACUUAUCCUGUACUGAUCCUGAGUAAUAUCCUGUAUUAUACUCCAGAGCUGUACUCACUAUUCUGCUGGUGAGGUCACUGUGUCCAUACAUUACCUUACUUAUCCUGUACUGAUCCUGAGUAAUAUCCUGUAUUAUACUCCAGAGCUGUACUCACUAUUCUGCUGGUGAGGUUACUGUGUCCAUACAUUACAUUACUUAUCCUGUACUGAUCCUGAGUUAUAUCCUGUAUUAUACUCCAGAGCUGUACUCACUAUUCUGCUGGUGAGGUCACUGUAUACAUACAUUACAUUACUUAUCCUGUACUGAUCCUGAGUUAUAUCCUGUAUUAUACUCCACAGCUGUACUCACUAUUCUGCUGGUGAGGUCACUGUGUCCAUACAUUACAUUACUUAUCCUGUACUGAUCCUGAGUUAUAUCCUG